AUUUAUGAUGUUUAUUAUGAAGUAAAUACCAUUUGGUUCUAUGUUCCCGAAAUAAUUGUAUUUGAAAAAGUAUGGAGAUCAUGUUCCGAAGACUUUUGCUUUGUCUAUGCAUACCACUGAUUUCUGCGGUAUUAAAAUCAAAUAAAGGGAACUGUCCAAAGAUAUGUAAAUGUGGAUGUGAUAAACAAAACCCUCAACACAAUUUUAUUUCAACAUGUAAUGGCAAAUUGAAUACUACAAAGCUGAAUUUUAUUCCAAAAUUUCCUCCCAGAACAGUGGAGGUUAUUUUUAUAAACAAUCACUUACCACAUGUGUCAAGAAAUACAUUUAGCAAUCUAACACAUUUAACACUUUUAAAUUUAGAUUUGCAAGGUAACUCAAUCAGUGUUAUUCAAAACGAUUCUUUUACUAGUUUUAUUUUCCUGGAAAAACUAGAUCUCUCGAUGAACAACAUAACAGAAAAAGUUGCAAUGGACUGUUUUAAAAAUUUACCUAAAAGUAUACAGCGUUUGAGAUUAAACCAUCUUCUCUGGCAUCCAGUCGAAGGAUUAUUUGAUGGAUUAAAUAAUAGUAAUAUGAUCAGGAUAGAGUUAAGUCAUAGCUACUUAACACCAUUUGAAGGACGAUGGUUUUCAGGUCUUAGACAACUGAAGUCGCUGGACAUUUCAUGGAAUUCAAUUAAAGAUUCGGAUUUAAACUUGACUGGACUCCCUAACAUACAAGAUAUAAAUUUGGCUGGCAACUGGUUUAAUAUAAUUCCAAAUUUUUGUCAGUUUGGCUUAAACAAUAUUGCAAAUUUACAUCUCUGUGACACAAAGCUAUAUACCAUUAACCAUUUGAGAAACUAUUCUUCGUGUCUGCAAAAUCUUAAGAAGUUAUAUUUGAGUGGACUUUCAAUAAGGAUUAUUCCAACAAACAUAUUUUCUAAUCUCAAAUCUUUAACGGAACUAACAAUGAAGCAGAUGUCUACACAAUUUAAAAAAAUUCACAAAUACGCCUUCAACAGUUCUUCUUUAGAAAGUUUAACGUUCUGGCGAGCAGACGGCUUUCUGUUUACCUCGAAAUCGGCACAACAAGGACUGUUUCAUCCUGAUUCAUUGUUUAGCUUCAGUAAAAAUAUAAAAGAACUUGAUCUAUCUAAUAAUAAAAUAGAUUUGAUAUCAAACAAAAUAAGAUUAAUGUUCAAACCUCUCAAAAAACUUAAGAAAUUAUGGUUGGAAUCAAUAUCUCUAUCAUACAUGCCGAAAUACUUUUUGCCGUUAUUUCCAUUACUGAAAUUUAUAACAUUCGAGAACAAUAAAAUUCAAACUUGGAAUUAUGGCAAUUCCGUGUUUAGUGGUGUUCGAAACUUGAAGACAGUUAAUUUAAGGAGCAAUAAGAUCGGUAUGAUUUAUGAUACAUCUUUUCCUAUGGGUCUUUUGAAUAACCUGACCUCAAUAAACCUCAUGUUUAAUCGGUUUAGCUGCACAUGUGACCUUCAGUGGUUUAGGAAUUGGAUGAAGCAUACUCGUGUGAGUAUUACUGGGAAUAAUACUUACAGAUGUGAAACUGGCAAAACAAAGGUAGUUGAUUAUAAUCCAGGUUUUAUAGAAUGUCAUAUUUUGUCAAUUUCCCUAACAAUCGGAUUUGGCGUCGCUUUUGUUUUGAUCGUAACUAUAACCGGUUAUAUCUGUCGAUGGCGUUUCCGGUUCCAGUUGUACAAACUUCGUUCACUCCGUAAACAGUACAAAGAACUUAUCAACAAAGAGGACUUCAUAUAUUCUGCGUACGUAGUUUAUUGCUACGAAGAUUUCACAUGGGUAAAAAGAAGCCUAAUUCACGAAAUAGAAGAGAAGCAAGGUUAUAAGCUGUGUAUUCCACACAGGGACUUUGAAUUGGGAAAAGUAUUUGCAGAUAACAUUGUAGAACACAUGCAUCUGAGUGAAACAGUUAUUCUUGUUCUGUCGAAUAAUUUUGCCAAAAAUGAGUGGUGCUUAUUUCAGCUUGCUGUUGCUAAAAACAAAUUGACUAAACUUGGGAAAUUAUCCAUAUUUUUAGUGUUACUUGAAGAAAUCGAAUUUAAGAACAUGAAUUCAGCAUUAUAUCAUCUUUUGAAAAUGUCGAGCUAUGCAGCAUGGGACAAUGAUGACAAUGCGCAGAAACUUUUCUGGGAUCAAAUAAGAGAUUACCUUAGUUGAACAGUUGAGGCGUUUAUCAAAUGCAGGAUUUUGAAGCAAGAUUUUUUGUUUCAAGAUAGAAUAAAAUAGUUAAUGAAAAAAUAAUACUUAUAAUAAAAAUGUUGUUUCAUAAUCCUAAAGUACUGUUUGAAAUCAAUUGUAAAUAAAUA
Messenger RNA from Mytilus trossulus (common blue mussel), 2326 nucleotides. Its product is annotated as toll-like receptor 13. Bases 72 to 2177 code for a protein of 701 amino acids. Gene Ontology annotation, cellular component: plasma membrane. Gene Ontology annotation, biological process: immune response; toll-like receptor signaling pathway; inflammatory response. Lineage: Eukaryota; Metazoa; Mollusca; Bivalvia; Mytilida; Mytilidae. Gene Ontology annotation, molecular function: protein binding; transmembrane signaling receptor activity. The record is from RefSeq and is a predicted model, not a curated record. The transcript has 2 exons.